Molecule: messenger RNA, 3022 nt
Organism: Exophiala oligosperma
Lineage: Eukaryota; Fungi; Ascomycota; Eurotiomycetes; Chaetothyriales; Herpotrichiellaceae
Exons: 4
Coding region: 1167-2927 (586 amino acids)
Molecular function (GO): heme binding; oxidoreductase activity, acting on paired donors, with incorporation or reduction of molecular oxygen; iron ion binding
Source: RefSeq, a predicted model, not a curated record
CUCGAUCCUUCCAAGCAUGGCUUCCGGAGAACAUAAUAAGGUCACCAUUCAACAAGUAAGAGGAGAACAAAGGUAGGAACACAGCUAUAGAGGAUUUCUAGGGGCAUAUGUCGGGAGGGUUAAGGAGCAAUUCUGAAAGGAUUAGGGUUGGGGCCUGCGGGGACCCUUGAAAAUUAGGUGGCACUAAGGUGGGCUUCUAGGUCCGGCGCCUAGAACUAUAGGUUUUCAUGCCUCUAACGUCAUGAAAAUUAUCCCCAAAUUCCCAAAUCACCAAUGGUGGGCGCCUGAGGGUAUGUUCUAGGGUACACCUUCGAGCCUUGCAUUGACAAUUUUGAUCCCAGAGCUACGUGGAGAUAAUAACGACUGCGAGCAUCAGCACUCUGUCUCCCGAUUUACCCAUGGUAGUCACUGUGGGAUGUGACGACAGCCGACACCCUGCGAGACCCGACAACAUACGAUACCCGAGUCAAUCACGAAGCUGCUUUCACCUCGCCAUUCAUUUGUGGAAAGUACUCAUUGCCCUUACCCGGCGAGAUCACAAAUGUGGUAUUGGUACUGGUCUGUUGUGAGUGGCCACUAAAAUCUUUCAGUUCAAUGACAUGUCGGGGUGUAGAGGAAAUAUGUCCCUCUGGCGUGAAUGUGAACAUCAUCUUACCCACCUACUCAAGUUGGUUGAUAUCACCAACGUCAAUCUUGGUGCAAACUGAUCACAACGGGUACUUCAGCUCAAUCUCUAGCACCAGAUACGGGCACUGGAUAGGUAGGUCAAAUCGUUGCACACUCAGGGUUGUGGUCGACGCUUUCGAGAGCGUUAUAACCAAUCGGAGGUGAUGUUCGGAAGGCUCUUGGGUUCGGGUGAGUGGGCUCCGAUUGGGUUUGUUGUCUCGCGACUGUACUUUUGCCGAGUCCCCACAGCCUUUGACUCUUCCGGGGAAACAUGAUCUGCUAGUGAAGAAAUACAUUGACGGUUGGCAGAGUGAUCCUUCGGCCUAUACCUAGACGUUCUCCCGUCAGCCACCCGACAAGCGAUGUAUCAAGACCCGAGGAGUCCAAUGGACGCCCCGCAAAUCUCAGCAUUGCUUGUAGGCCCUUUGAGCGUUAAAGAAAGGCUGUAGUGAAGCGGGAUCUGGUGUUUCUAAGCCUUACUCAUAGAUCCAGGCACGAAGAUGGAACGUCUCGUGAAGAGUGCUCUCGAGGAGAGUUCUCUUCUCCUAAAAGUUGCUGUGGUAGUCAUUGCUGCAGGUUUACUGUUUGCUGCGGUUCGCCAAAGGCUGUACCCGCAGCCUCUACCAUGGCUUCCUUACAAUCAAGAAGCCAAGGGGAGAUUGUUCGGGGACCUACCGUCGCUGAUGAGCUGGCAUAAGAAAUAUGGAGAGCAACGCAAAUGGUACCAGGCACAGUGUCUGAAGUUGAAUUCUCCUAUGGUUCAGGUCUUUCUCCAUCCGUUCGACGGGAAGCCUUCAAUCCUAUUGUGUGAUCACCGCGAGAUACGCGACAUCCUAAUGAAACGAUACAAGGAGUUUGAUCGUGGUAAUCGUGAGCAGAACGCUUUUGGCGCUCUGCUUCCACAGCAAUUCCUGUCUAUCCAGACACCUACUCCGAAAUUCAAAUUCCACAAAGAAUUAAUGAAGGAUCUCAUGCUUCCUGGAUUUCUCAAUGAUGUUAAUGCUCCUGAGAUCUACCGGAAGUCAAUUGCAUUACUGGACUUGUGGAAAGCAAAGACAAUCAUUGCCAAUGGUCGACCGUUCGAUGUGAAGUGGGAUAUACACAAAGCCGCCUUUGAUAUCAUAAUGGCCGUCUCCUUUGGCCUCAAAGACGAGGAUAGCUGCACCAUCAAACAGCUUAGGGCUACUUUGGCAGAAGAUAAUCCUAGGGCUUCACGUCAAGUUGACCUCAACGAACCCUACAAAUUUUCGAGCCUGGCUAUGGACCCCGAAGGUCAGGCUGUGUUGGAUCUUACCGAAAGUAUAAGUGUCGGAUUUUCUUCACCUAUUCCCUACAUUCACAGCUGGAUAUUGCUGCACAUGCCACCGCUUCGGAAUGCUGUACAGGUAAAAGAACAAAUGACCCGCCGUCAGAUUGACGGUGCCGUUGCAAAACUACCUCCGACUGAUGAGGAAGCGCAACGUAAUGCUAAAACCGGGUUGGAAUACCUGAUUUUCCGUGAGAGAGCAUCUGCGAGGAAGUCAGGUCGAGAACCCAACUAUCACAGUCGCUAUAUAUAUGAUGAGCUUUUUGGUUAUCUCAUUGGAGGCCAUGACACCACCUCGAACUCGCUCGCAUGGGGGUUGAUGUACCUUGCGGACAUCGAGGGCCCUCAAAAGAAACUUCGUUCCAAGUUGAAGGAAGCAUUCCCCGAAGCCGCUCGGGAGAAACGUCAAUUGACGCUGGACGAAAUUACAAAGGCCAACGUUCCAUACUUGGAAGCCGUGAACGAGGAGAUCCUCAGGUUUAGCGUUGUCAUACCCGUUGUUUCCAGGAAAGCCGUUUGCGACACUACAAUCCUGGGCCAUGCUAUCCCAAAAGGGACCGAAGUCGAAUUCGUUUUCAACGGGCCGGGCUUCUUGAAGCCACAGCUCCCCGUCAAUAACGAAUUGAGAAGUGAGACCUCCAAGCUAUCCAAAAUUCGAGACUGGGCUAGAGACGACGUGGACCAGUUCCUCCCAGAAAGGUGGCUGGACACGGACCACAAUGGAAACGAGGUGUUUGAUGCUCUCAAAGGUCCGAUGAUGACUUUCGGAGGUGGACCCCGAGGAUGUUAUGGCAAAAGACUCGCUUAUAUGGAGAUGCGGAUUAUUCUUGCCCUGCUAGUUUGGAAUUUCGAGUUCUUACCCAUGAAGUCCCAGCGAAGACCUUUCGGCUUGCUUGAAAAUAUCACUGUGGAACCGUCGGAGUGUCUGAUAAAGAUCAAGACUUUGAUCCAAUGAAGAAACCCUUGAUAUGGACCUUGACUAGGCACUCUCAAUCGGACCUACAAAUUCCUUCAAACUUAAGAUACUUAUCUUUUCACGGGGGGUUUUCU